UUUAGAAUCUGAGAACCAGUUGAAAUUUUUGUCGUGUAAAUUAGUGGGAAAAUUUAAAUUGACAGUCAGCAAAUAAAAAGACAGUACACAAGAUUCAUCGAUGUUUGUCCUGCUCAAAUGGCGUAUCAGUUAUCAGAUGGAACACAAUGAAUGAAUGGCAAAAUAUCGAAUGGAUCUAAAUGACUGAUGCCUCGUUUUUCCUCCAGGCUGAUCUGAGCACUCUAGAGCAUAAUGGAUUCAUCAAUCCAUCAAACAGCACCUUUUGUUAUUUGCUCGUGUCCAACCUGAAAAUCCAAGAUCGAGCCAGCACGGCAGUUCACAACAUGUUCUGGAAGAGAUGGAAGAAAGAAUAUUUGAAUGUGCGUCCUAAGUGGAAUACAUCGACCAACAACGAUAAACUGGGCUCUUUGACACUUAUUGCCAAGGACAAUUUACCACCACAGGACUAUGGCCGAGAGGCUGAGCUACACCCAGGGGAAGACAACUGGUACAAGACGACGACUGGUACAAGAAGACGACAGUACACACACGAUGUACUAACGCUAAAACCCAGGACAGGCUAGAGACCGUAGUUCUUGUUCCUUACCCUUAAAUUAUAAAAAUUACUAUUUGUAGAAUCUUGUACGUUUGAAUAGAAGGUAAUUAAUACUUA
Messenger RNA from Drosophila biarmipes, 652 nucleotides. RefSeq lists its product as uncharacterized. The coding region runs from base 180 to 563 and encodes 127 amino acids. The record is from RefSeq and is a predicted model, not a curated record. Lineage: Eukaryota; Metazoa; Arthropoda; Insecta; Diptera; Drosophilidae. The transcript is spliced from 2 exons.